AUGGAUCUGCGCGAGACUGUCAGGAAGUUUGCGGAGCGGGAGUUGACUGACGAGACGGUACGGGCGAUGGACAGGGAGUCUCAUUGGCCUCACUUCAGACAAUUCUGGUCUAAAUUGGGUUCAAUGAGUUUACUAGGAGUGACGGCUGAGUCCCGGUUCGGUGGCCUCGGAUUGGGAUACUUCGAGCACUCGCUUGUGGUGGAGGAGAUCGCCCGGCGCUGUCCGGCCAUCGCCGUGUCCUACGGAGCUCACAGUAAUCCCUGUGUUAAUCAGUUGGCGCUCAACGCCACUGAAGAUCAGAAGCGGAAAUAUCUGCCAAAACUGAUUGACGGCUCGCAUGUCGGCGCUAUGGCUAUCAGUGAAGUGGACAGCGGUUCAGAUCCGAUGUCUAUGAAGACUGUCGCCCGAAGACAUAAAGACUAUUACGUGUUGAACGGAUCCAAGUUCUGGAUCACCAACGCCUCGGAGGCGGACGUAGUGUUUGUCUACGCGAAGACCAGCGACACAGGAAUCACACCAUUCAUUGUGGAGAAGGGAAUGGAGGGCUUCCGUGUCAGCCAACACAUCGAUAAACUCGGGAUGAGAGGGUCGCCUACCGGUGAGCUGCUGUUCAACGACUGCAAGGUUCCCGUCGCCAAUAUGGUGGGACAGGUAGACGAGGGGGUGUACGUCCUCAUGAGUGGCUUCGACUACGAGCGCCUG
Messenger RNA from Oppiella nova, 702 nucleotides. The record is from the annotation of a GenBank genome assembly. NCBI's taxonomy places the organism in Eukaryota, Metazoa, Arthropoda, Arachnida, Sarcoptiformes, Oppiidae.